CACACACACACUCAUAUCAAGCCCCUCUGCCCACAGAGCCGUUCUGCAUACAGAAGAGGCAGUUUCUCUGUUGGAUUAAAGAGGAGCUGGUUGGGUUUUAGUGCUGCAGGUCUGGUUCACAAACCGGCCUCGAGGUGGGACGUGUUUAACUUUUGACUGACUCACUGGAGCUGAACGGUAACCAGAAGUAAGCUUUACUCAGAGGGGACAGCUGGUUAUUUGCAGCCUCUGUGAAUUCCUCAGAUCCACCGGGAACUCCUUCAGGUCCAACAGCAGGUGAUAGCAGCCAUGUCUCUGUCAUCAGACCUGAGCUUCCUGCAGAGAAGUCAUGGAGCAGAACGAGAAGCUGAGCUCACAAAGCUGGAAAAACAGCUGAUCUGUCCACUCUGUCAAGAUAUCUUCAACAAGCCUGUGGUCAUCCUGCCAUGCCAACACAACCUCUGCAGGAAGUGUGCUAACGAGCUGUACCAGCCAUCUUUGUUUCAUGCUCGAACCACCAUGCUGGUGAACAGCGGGCACUUCCGAUGUCCAUCCUGCAGACGUGAAGUGCUGCUGGAUCGCCAUGGGGUCUAUGGCCUGCAGAGGAACCUGCUGGUAGAGAGCAUCAUUGAUGUCUACAAACAGGAAAUCAACAAUGCACCAAGCCUACUCCCCCCUCCGCCCCUCUCCCUGCCUCAUGUCACAUGUUCUCACCAUGAAGGAGAAAAGCUGAACAUCUACUGUCUGACCUGUCAGAUUCCUACAUGUUCUCUCUGCAAAGUGUUUGGUACUCAUGAGUCGUGCCACGUGGCUCCUCUGGCAGAGGUCUACCAGCAGCAGAAGGAGGUGCUCAGUGAAGGCGUCACGUCCUUGAUGGGAUUCAGUGACAGAGUCCAGAUGCUCAUCAGUGAGCUGGAGGAGAGCUGCAGAAACAUCCAGGAGAACUAUAAGACUCAGAAACAGAAGGUGUGUGACACAUUUGACCACAUGGUCUCCAUCCUGGAGGAAAAACAGAAGGUAAUGACACAAAAAAUCAGCUCUGAAGAGGAACAGAAAAUAGGUCAAACACAGAUGUUGGUCCGUUGCUAUGGCAACAGCAUGGAGGCAAACGGCAAGCUAGUGGAGAGUGCAUUGAGCAGCAUGGUGGAGCUGGACAUGGCUGCGUUUGUUCAGGAUUCAGGAGCUCUGAUCACAAAAAUGACAGCGGCAACCUGCUCCUGUCCAUCAGAGACACCCAAACCAACCCACGAGACUUUGAGCAGAUACAGUUUUGAUUUCAGCAACCAAGAGCGAGCUCUGAAGAGCCUCAGCUUCAUCAAAGUUGUGGAGAAAAAUCCUGAAGAUCUAGAAGUUCAUUCAGACCAGGAGGAACCCAAAGAACCUUUAAAGCAGAGCACAGAACUGGACCAGCAGCAGCAGGAACCUUCAGAGCACAACCUGUUGGCUGUUCUGGAACCAGCUCCAGAGAAAAUUCCAGAACAAAGAUCUCCCCCUGAGGAACCAGUAGAGCUGAUGGAUCAGGAAGAAGCUCCAGUCCUCCUGGAUCCAGCACCGGACAGAGACUCUUGGGAACUGGACACUCCAGAGCCCGUCUCAAAUGAGCUAGAACCAGAUCCGAUUAGAGCAGAAAGGAAGGAGAGAGAGAAGACACACCAGGAGCUGGAGGCACCUCCACCUGUAGAGGAGGAAACCAUCAGGGAGCAGGAGGGACUGAGCACACAGCAGGCUGUUACUCUGAUAUUCUACUUGUUGGCCUUCCUGAUCAUCCUGCAGCGGGUUUGGGCUCAUGUCGGCUGCUUCAUCUGCACAUAAGUCACCAGGAAACACACGGUCGUGCCACACACACACGCACGCACACACACACACACACACUGGAAGCCCAGCUGAAGUCUUUCCUCCACAAACAUGAAGACCCAAGAGACACUUGGGAUAUCAGAGUGGUUUAUUAUGAACUUAAACUUAAAACGUUGCAUCAGUCACCUUCGGCACCUCCAUCUUUGUAAAACGCUGCAGUUACUCAUAAACCAGGAGUUACAUCAUCACACAGAAUAAACUCGGAUCUGAUGACAGAA
Messenger RNA from Nothobranchius furzeri (turquoise killifish), 2051 nucleotides. RefSeq names its product tripartite motif-containing protein 54. Gene Ontology annotation, biological process: protein ubiquitination. Gene Ontology annotation, cellular component: cytoplasm. Lineage: Eukaryota; Metazoa; Chordata; Actinopteri; Cyprinodontiformes; Nothobranchiidae. The record is from RefSeq and is a predicted model, not a curated record. Gene Ontology annotation, molecular function: ubiquitin protein ligase activity; zinc ion binding.